Molecule: messenger RNA, 2345 nt
Organism: Solea solea (common sole)
Lineage: Eukaryota; Metazoa; Chordata; Actinopteri; Pleuronectiformes; Soleidae
Gene: ccn2b
Product: cellular communication network factor 2b
Exons: 5
Coding region: 201-1283 (360 amino acids)
Biological process (GO): cell adhesion; signal transduction
Cellular component (GO): extracellular region; extracellular matrix
Molecular function (GO): heparin binding; integrin binding
Source: RefSeq, a predicted model, not a curated record
UUUGAUUUGGAAUAUUUUCACCUCACAUAGCAGAGUGGUGGCAUGGCUCUCGUUUCUCCGGCUACACCCACUGGGCUGGUAUUUAAGCCACUCUCUCCUCCCAGGUCUUCAUCAGUUUACUGCAGAGAGAAACACAAGAGUGAGCCUCACACCCCCUUUGGAACCGCAACUACUGAGUGAAGUGUCGCCUGCAGAGCAACAUGUCUGUGGAAACUUCAGCCACGUUCCUCUUCCUCCUGUUUGUUGUCCCAUUGACAGUGGCACACGACUGCUCCCAGUCCUGCGCUUGCCCCUCAGAACCUCAGCGCUGCCCGUUGGGGACCAGCCUGGUCCUGGACGGCUGUGGCUGCUGUAAAGUGUGUGCCAAGCAGCUUGGGGAUCCCUGCUCCCUGCACGAGCCCUGCGACCACCACAAGGAGCUGUACUGUGACUACUCUCUGCUGAGUGACACUGAGACUGGCAUCUGCAUGGCUCAGGAAGGCCAAACAUGUGACCUGGGCGGUGUCAUCUACCGCAGUGGGGAGUCAUUUCAGCCCAGCUGUAAACAUCAGUGUGUGUGUAUCAAUGGAGAGAUUGGAUGUGUGCCCAUGUGUGCCAGUGACGUCCGGCUGCCCUCCCCCGACUGCCCGUACCCACGCCCCAUUCAGAUCCCAGGGAAAUGCUGCGAGGAGUGGGUGUGUGACCAGACGCCUCCGGACCACCUCUACCAGUCUGUGGUUGCCGGGGCGUCUCAGAUUCACCCUUUGCCCUCUUCAUAUCCUAUCUCAGUCUCCAGACACGCCAUUCCUCACGAGCCGCCGGCCGAGAGUCCCAGAGAUAACUGCAUCGUCCAGACCACCGAGUGGAGCGAGUGCUCGGCCACCUGCGGCAUGGCCGUCUCGUCUCGCAUUACCAACGACAACCAGGGCUGCCAGCUGGAGAGGCAGACCAGGAUCUGCAUGAUCCGACCCUGCAACAACCAACUAGAGAAAGAAAUCAAGAAGGGGAGGAAAUGUAUCCGCACCCCAAAGGCCCAGCGAGUGAUGCGCUUCGAGCUCUCGGGCUGCUCCAGCGCCCGGCUGUACAGACCAAAGUUCUGCGGCGUCUGCACGGACAACCGCUGCUGCACACCGCACACCACCGUCACGGCCGAGGUGGAGUUCCGCUGUCCAGAGGGCGAUUUCUUCACGAAGAAGAUGAUGUUCAUCAAGUCCUGCUCCUGCCACUACGACUGUCCUCAAGAGAACGACAUCUUCUUGGCGUCCACCGUCCGGAGGAUGAUCGGGGACUACGAUAACAUGUGACGGGAGCGCUGUGCGCGCACACUUUGACACUUUUACAUCAGGAAAGCACCGCUUGAACAACCGACCCCGUCCUUUUAAAUGUGCACUCUCCUCACGGUAACAUAGCCCUGCAACAAUGGAUCCCCCCCUUUUUUUUUUUAAUUUUCUAACUGAAUUUGUUUGUUGUUUUUAUUUUUAUAUAAGGAAAGGUGAUCAGACUAGACCUUUCUCUGAACCACUGAGAGGGGAUUCAACUUGAAGAUGGACUUUUAAAACAAAGCCAUGUUUGAUUUUGUAGGGUAUCGACAAUGUCCACGAUGUCACCAGCACAGAACUGUACAAGCAAAAUCAACUGUCCUUGCUUCUGCUCGCUCUCACUUAAUCCUGCCAAGUUAAGCGAUGAGGAAGGAAACAGGAAAUAGAGUAUUUCACUUUCUUUGGUAUAGUCUUUGUUUUGUGGAUGUUAAGACACAGACUGAUGACACGCUAUAGACGAAAUAUGUGGAAACAUUUGAAGUCUAUCAAGCAAAAUACAAACUGAGCAUAGGGCAGCUCUGGUACUCAGGGUAACAACAUUGCAUUACCGCUAAAAUAUUCCGUAUUAUCGUUUCCAGAGACUGAAAAGAAUAAUUCCCCAUGCUCAAAGAUUAACACAUGUCUAUGUUUAAUGACAACAGACCUGGAUACGGUGCAGCUGUGUGGUGUAUGGUAUUCUGUUUCAUAGGAUUUGGUAUGUUGACUAAGUAGGCACGGCUGCAGUUAUAGAUUCUCACAAAAUGAAGAGUCAAGAGUCUGUUUUUAAAGAUAUUUUUCUUCUUUCUAAAGGUUUUUUCACUUUCUGGAGAAAGUAGACAUGACCAGCACUGACCAUUAUUUAUGUUGAAACGCUAAGGUUGUGUAGUUGUUAUGUAGGAACACAUCGACGGCACUAUUUUAUAGCUUGAAAUAACAAUAUUUCCUUAGUUAUUGAUGAUUAAUUAAGAGUGACAGUAGCUGUUUUGCACUUCUGUGGCAAUUAGCGGAUAGCACGACGUUAGCAAUCUGUCUUAGUGUAAAGUCAAUGACAUUCUUAUGAAGUUCUUU